Lucilia sericata (common green bottle fly) is the source of this 872-nucleotide messenger RNA. RefSeq lists its product as uncharacterized. The coding region runs from base 67 to 804 and encodes 245 amino acids. The transcript has 4 exons. NCBI's taxonomy places the organism in Eukaryota, Metazoa, Arthropoda, Insecta, Diptera, Calliphoridae. The record is from RefSeq and is a predicted model, not a curated record.
UAGUUUAGUCGCUGAAGACCUUCUACAAACAACAAACGGCGUUAAAAAAAAUUUAACAAAUUUUCGAUGUCGAACAUGUAUAAAAUAAUUUCGGCUUUAUUCUUAAUAGUGUUAGGGGAUUUGGCAAGAGCAGAGAACCAAAAUGUAGAACCUUACAUCAACUCAACAUUGCGCACUGAGGACUACAUCAAUAUGAAUAGACAGCAAUUUGCUAAAUAUAUCGAAGAUUUUGAUAUACAAAUGGAACUUUUUAAACAAUUGUAUACAGCAAGUCUUGAUACCAUUAACAUACAGCAGGACAUGUUAGUCAACACACUUGUUCAAACUGAUGAUGAAUUAAUGUCCAUAGAAAUCCAAAACCCAAAAUGUGUUUCCAAAUAUCGGCCGUCAAUACCAGCCGUGAUUGUUACUAAAGCAAAAAUAAAUAACUGUAUUACCACUGCCAACCAACAAUUUAGUGGCAUGCUAAAUAUAAAUGCUCAUUAUUAUAUAUUCAAAAGUCAAAAAGAUUUUGCCGUUCAAAUGGAUGUUGCUGAAUGCUCGUCUGAAGCUAGUAUCAAUAAAGCUUUGGAUUGUAGUUAUUUAGUUGAGAAGGAGACUAUUUCUGCAAUUGCUGAAGCCAAAACAUUAAUUAACAAGUGUCUGGAGAGUAAAGAUGACUGCAAACCAUGUAUCCAAGGUUUUACAUGCUCCGAAGUUCAUAAAAUGCCACGUUCUGAAGUCAGUUAUACGCGUAAAACUAUGAACAAUCCUUUCUAUUUACGUAGUGACAUUAAAAAUUGCUUAAUGUUGCAAUUGUAUUAGAAAUACUGUAAUACUGUUUCAAACAUAUUUGCAUAUCAAUUAAUAAAUUUCUUAAUUUCAAUAUAAAA